Drosophila serrata is the source of this 600-nucleotide messenger RNA. RefSeq names its product Odorant-binding protein 46a (gene Obp46a). Lineage: Eukaryota; Metazoa; Arthropoda; Insecta; Diptera; Drosophilidae. The record is from RefSeq and is a predicted model, not a curated record.
AUGUGUUUCCAACUAUGGAAAGUGGUGCUGCUGCUCCUUCUGCCCGCUUGGGCUCUGGGCAGGGCCGCGGCUCCCGAUCUGGACGAGGACUGUGAACUGAAUACAGUGGAUACUAUGCACGACUUUUGCUGCGACCUGCACGAUGAGAGUCCCCAGUUUAGCGAUUGCCAGAUCAAGUGGCAUGAGAAGAUUCCAUACGAGACGGACGAGGAGGAGCAGACCUACAUGUUUUGCACCGCAGAGUGCAGUUUCAACAGCACGGAAUUCUUGGGCAAGGAUCGCCGGUCGCUAGUUCUCGACCAGGUUAAGGAACAGUUGGAAAUGGAUUUGGUCAACGAUGACGAUAUUGAGCUGCUCUAUCAGACGUACAUCAAGUGCGACAAACAUGCUCUUGAACUUCUGCCUCAUAAGGCUGUCAAAAAACUAGCCAGGCGCCUUUCCAAGCACGGCUGUCAUCCGUAUCCCGGCUUGGUGCUCGAAUGCGUGGCAAAUGAGAUGAUCCUCAACUGUCCCGUCAAGCGGUUUCACCAAACAGCCCAGUGCGAAGCCACGCGCAAUCAUCUGAGGCAGUGCAUGCAGUACCUAAAGUAUAAGGCCUAA